CAAGCCGGGGGACCGGUUUGUGGAAGGACCGAGUUCCGGUAGGAGCGAACAUGGCGGCGGCAGCAGGAAGACGACGGGUGAUGGCUGCUGUCGGCCGCUUGUUGUCCCGUGGCGAAGGGCCGACGCCGAUAGGUGGAGAUGGGCAUUGUGUCUGUCACAAGUCUACAUAUACUGCUCUUGCCAAUGACUAUAAUUGUAAAGUUGACCUUGCGAUCACAUCAGAUGGGCGAACAAUAGUUUGUUACCACCCGUCAGUGGACAUCCCAUACGAACACACCAAGCCUAUUACACGACCUUCCCCUGCAGAGAACAAGGAGGAGACCCAUGACCAGGUACUGAAGGCCAGGUUGGAUAAGGAAGUGCUGCGUGAUAAACAGGCCCCUACAAUUGAAGAGCUCAGUAAAAUGUUCUAUACAACAAAACACCGCUGGUAUCCAAUUGGGCAGUACCACAAGCGGAGGAUUAAACCCAAUCCCCCAAAAGACAGAUGAUACACUUUGAUCUCUGGAAUUGUAUGUGCUACUGUUGUAUCAUAUUGGACCAGAAAAGGUUUCAGCACCAGCUAUCAGUUUAUGGUUUCAAUUAUGAUAUUUUGUGAUGUUUGGACAAGUAGAAAAACAGUCUCGCUAGCAGGACUGAAGUCCCUUACAAACAAAGGAAUGUAAAGACCUGGUUUGUCAUAUGAUGAAUUAUUGUCAUCAAUUCUCUGUGUUAACGCUAUAAAAUGUUAAAAUUA
Messenger RNA from Rhincodon typus (whale shark), 736 nucleotides. RefSeq names its product mitochondrial ribosomal protein L42 (gene mrpl42). Gene Ontology annotation, cellular component: mitochondrial large ribosomal subunit. The coding region runs from base 51 to 491 and encodes 146 amino acids. The record is from RefSeq and is a predicted model, not a curated record. NCBI's taxonomy places the organism in Eukaryota, Metazoa, Chordata, Chondrichthyes, Orectolobiformes, Rhincodontidae. The transcript is spliced from 5 exons.